AUGUCAGAGCCCCAGAGCAACAGCGAAACAAUCGCGACAGCUGAAAGCCUGCAACGCCAUCUUACUUCGCGCCAGAUACAAUUUAUUGCCAUCGGAGGGACGAUAGGAACGGCGCUUUUUGUUUCCAUCGGGUAUGCCCUGAUGCAGGGGGCGGCGAGCCUGCUUUUAGCAUUCACCAUCCAAGCAUGUAUGAUGGCCCUGGUAAAUAACUCGCUCGCCGAGAUGACCAUCUUCAUGCCAGUUAGCGCAGCAUUUGUCCAGCAUGCCAGCACCUGGGUCGACGGUGCCUGGGGUUUCAUGUGCGGCUGGAAUUUUGUCAUAUAUGAGGGACUCUCAAUUCCGUUUGAGAUCACGGCCCUGGACAUGGUCUUAACCUUCUGGCGCAUUGACAUUCCAUCGGCUGCUGUCAUUUCAGCUUGCAUCGUUUUCUAUGCGCUCACGAACGUGUUUGCAGUUAAGUACUUUGGCGAGGCUGAGUUCUGGCUAGCGGGAGGGAAGCUCCUGCUCAUUAUCAUUCUCUUCCUCUUCACCGCUAUUACCAUGGUGGGAGGUAAUCCACAACAUGAUGCAUAUGGGUUUCGAAACUGGUCCAAACCGAGGCCCUUUGUCGAGUAUAUCUCCACGGGUAACCUGGGUCGUUUUCAGGGCUUCCUGGCCGCGUUAUGGCAGGCCACGUUCACCAUUGUUGGUCCCGAAUAUCUGGCUUGCGUGGCUGGAGAAACACAACGACCCCGGACGGCUUUGAAGACUGCUUUCAAGUCCGUCUAUUUGAGGUUUGGCAUUUUCUUCAUCGGAGGUGCCCUCUGCACCGGUAUUAUCCUUCCUGCAAAUGACCCAACCCUCUUGCGAGUGCUGGCUGCUGGUGAUACGAGCACUGGUGCAGCAUCACCCUAUGUAAUGGCCAUGACCAACAUGAAGAUUGAGGUAUUGCCGCAUCUAAUCAAUGCGCUCCUUCUGACCAGCAUGUUCUCGGCGGGCAAUGCCUACGUCUACACCGCGUCUCGGAGCUUGCACGGGCUUGCUAUGAAGGGGCAAGCACCCAAGCUCUUCCGGAAGUGCACCGGAGACGGAGUGCCGAUUUACUGUGUGGCGGUGUCGCUAGGAAUUGCAUGUUUGUCGUACUUGAAAUUGGGUAGUGGGUCCGUGCAGGUUCUGAAUUGGCUCACGGGCUUGAUCAUUGGCGGAACUUUCGUGACGUACAUCGCAAUGUGUGUCAACUAUCUUUUCUUUCAUCGGGCCUUGAAAGCGCAGGGGUUUCAACGUGCUAAGCUCCCAUACCGUGGAUAUUUCCAACCCUAUGGAACCUGGAUUGCUCUGAUUUGGCUCGUGGUAGUGGAGAUCUUCUAUGGCUAUGCGGUAUUCUUGCGUGGACACUGGGAUGCCGGAACGUUCUUCUGCGAUUACACAAUGGCAUUUCUCGCCAUCUUCACCUUCACUGGGUGGAAGAUCUCCAAGCGAACACGGUCUGUUCAUCCGCAGGAGGCGGAUUUGGUAUGGAUCCGUCCUGCCGUUGAUGCUCAGCAGGCCGCCAUGGGGAAGGAAGAAGAUUUGGGUGUGCUUAGACACCGCUUUUCUUCUUAUCUAUGCGCUUCCUGGCCCUUGUAG
This is a messenger RNA of Aspergillus heteromorphus CBS 117.55, 1605 nucleotides long. RefSeq lists its product as uncharacterized. The transcript has 5 exons. NCBI's taxonomy places the organism in Eukaryota, Fungi, Ascomycota, Eurotiomycetes, Eurotiales, Aspergillaceae. Gene Ontology annotation, biological process: amino acid transmembrane transport. Gene Ontology annotation, cellular component: membrane. Bases 1 to 1605 code for a protein of 534 amino acids. The record is from RefSeq and is a predicted model, not a curated record. Gene Ontology annotation, molecular function: amino acid transmembrane transporter activity.